Astrephomene gubernaculifera is the source of this 1779-nucleotide messenger RNA. NCBI's taxonomy places the organism in Eukaryota, Viridiplantae, Chlorophyta, Chlorophyceae, Chlamydomonadales, Astrephomenaceae. The record is from the annotation of a GenBank genome assembly.
ACAAUCACUGACUACGUUCGUAGUCGUAGCAACCUGCCUUGUCAGUCCCGAGUUUAUUAUACUUACAUAGUCUGGUACGUUAUUAACAAUCAUGGCAAAGGAAGGCGAGCAGCGAAAAGGACAAUUGCAUAAAGGACCUGUGACCGCGCCCCUGAAGUCGGUGCCCGGUUAUAAGCCGGUUUGCUCAAUACCAGCAAAGUUUGAGACUAUCCUCUACACGGGACCCAGGGAAAAAAAGGGCUUCAGCGCGGAAAGCAGGCGUUUCCAGGAGCCCGAGAACGAUUUACCUGGGCCUGGCAGCUACAACUCCCAGCCUUUACCACUGGACCAAACCCGGCCGGAGUCAAUAGGGAAGAAGGGCUUUGGCGCUAUGGUUUCGCAGACACGAAGGUUUUCGCAUCGCAUCUGCUACACUGGGCCGGGACCAGCAGACUACAUAAAGCAUAAGCCAGCUGUGGAUGGCAAGAGCUUCAGCAAAGCAGCCGUCACGUCUGCGUUCCAAGACAAGUCGGCCUCAUCGCUGGUGCCGUUAGACCGGGGGGCUCCCCACCUUGGCCCCGGGACGUACGAGGGAGCAGGCAUCACACGCAAGGGUGACCGGGUGGACUACACCAGCCGGCCGGGCGCCAGCUCGGCCUUCAAGGCGACUGGCGGGCACGAGUUGAUCCUGGCAGGCAACUUGGAGGCACCACCGCCGACCAGCUAUGACCUGGGCGACCCAUGGGACAUGACGCAUCCUCUGUCGCGCGGAGGCUCUCGCAUGGGCACCUCCUCGUUUAGCGGCAAUGCUGGGCGUUACGGGGGCUCGGUGGGCUCUAUGGCCGCAACACUGGACUCGUUGCUGUUCGGGGCGCCCUCAGCAGCAGCAGCCAAGCCGGAGACAGGGCCAGGGCCGGGCGCCUAUGAGCUGCAGGAUUUUGCCUCCAUUCGUGCUAAACUGAGCCGCGAGGCGCACCGACCCAGCCCGCAGUUCCUGACGCCUGAGAACGCAGCGGCGCAGCGGCGGCAGUCACGCCAGGUGCUGGCGAGCACGAGCGAGAAGGUGGCGCAUGACUACCUAGAGCCCACACACGCGCCCCUGCAUUCGCACAGCCCGCCCAAGGGCGUGUCGGCGCCGUUCCGCAGCCGCAGCGCAGGGCAUGAGGAGGUCAUCGACCAGCGCUCGUAUGCGGCGUCUGCGAACGCACCUGGGCCAGCGUACUACCAGCCCCCAACGGUCCUCCGCAAAUCCUUCCACAGAAACAACAAAAAGAACUACAUGACAUUAGCGUUUUAGUCGGGUUGGGAAUGGAAAUUAGAGUAGAUCGGGAAAGCUGCAGGCAUGACAGGUGGUAUAUUAGGUAGGUAGAGUUAGCAGGAGGUGGCGGUGGACGUGUAGAUGUAGUACUGUGCUAAUACAUUAUAGCCGCAGGAGGCGGAGCUGUAUGCUUUUGAAUUCAUACUUCGUACCACGGAUUCUUGCUCAAUGUCCCAGCAAUGAACGGUAACGCCUCCGUAUGCAUGCUGACGAGACUGUCGACAUGGUGAUUGAUGUUGGACGUGUGACGUGCAUGAUUCCCUUUUCCCGCUAUGGUCCAUGUACUUUGCUAUGAUGGACGGUACUUAUGGUUGCAGGUUUGCAAGCAGGAACACAAGUGGAAUGCGUCAAGUGAACAGUACCGAUUUCGCAUUUACAUGUCCGGGGUACUAGUUCGUGACAUGACCCAAUUGGCAAUGGUCCAUUUUGUAGGUAUAGGUAAACAGAGUUUCCAGGGCCUACAACCACGUGUGUGCCCAUCA